Molecule: messenger RNA, 1810 nt
Organism: Bradysia coprophila
Lineage: Eukaryota; Metazoa; Arthropoda; Insecta; Diptera; Sciaridae
Product: UDP-glucosyltransferase 2-like
Molecular function (GO): UDP-glycosyltransferase activity
Source: RefSeq, a predicted model, not a curated record
UAGCAUUUAAGCAUUGUUCAUAUAUAACAUACAAGUUCGUUACAAUAUUAAAUCAUUUUCGAAACGAGCGCGACCUUAAAUGUGUCGACUGAAUUAAUAGGAAGCAAUUAAAAUUGUUGCAUAUGUGAUUCAGUGAUUAGUAUUUCUAUUGUCGAUUGACACUGCUGUUCAUUUCAAUGUUGUGCAAGAUGGAAUUUAAACGGUCGUUACUUUUCGUCAUUUUCGUGGCGAUACAACAAUUUCAACCCAUCGAUUCGGCCAGAAUUCUGGGAUUUUUUUCCACACCUAGUAGAUCGCAUUUAAUUAUUCAUGAAUCGUUGAUGAGAGAAUUGGCCAGUCGAGGUCAUGAUGUAACGGUCAUCACGACAUUCAAGCAAAUUGGAAAGCCAAUUCCAAACUAUCGAUACAUUGAAGUGACAGUACCUGAAGAUCCUGAAUUCAAAAAAGCUCAAGAACAUAUGUUAAAAGGUGCAGAGAAGGGAGAACAUUUCCUAAAACAUUUUUCCACAUUGGUGAAAGCAACAACUGGACAAACAUCAAAGAUUUUAAAGAGUACUGCAAUGGACGAAAUAAAGAAGGAAAAGUUUGAUUUAGUCGUGUUCGGUCAAUUUAUAAACGAUUUUCAAAUUGGAUUGGCACAUCAUUUCAACUGUCCGUCGGUGAUCAUCACUGUGUUUCCUGCUGUGAAAUCAGUUCGAGAUUUUGUUGGAAAUCCGGAUGAGUUUUCAUCGGUGCCACACUUAUUUAUAGGGGCCAAUGACAGAAUGACAUUUACACAACGUUUUCUCAAUGUCUUGAUUUCUGGAAUGGAAAUGGCACUUUCUUCGGGCAUGGAAUAUUUCCUAAUGGAGCCGCUGUAUCGGGAACAUUUUCCGUUGGAGACAUUCCCUUCGUAUUGGGACAUGAGGAAAAAUGUGUCACUGAUUCUAGUCAAUCAACAUUUCAGCCAAGGAACUCCGCAGGCAUUAGUGCCGGCUCUUCAAGAAUUCAGUGGCAUGCACAUCAAACGAAAACCAGAUCCUUUACCCGAGAAUAUCCAACAAUGGUUAGAUAGUGCAACUGAUGGAGUGAUUUAUUUCAGUAUGGGCUCCAAUACAAAGAGCUCGGAUCUGUCGCUCGAUAAACGUCAAGCAAUCCUACGCACAUUCGCAACAUUAAAACAAAAAGUAUUAUGGAAGUUCGAGGACGAUCUACCCGACAAACCCAAAAACGUUAUGAUUAGCAAGUGGUUACCGCAAGAUGAUGUGUUAGCCCAUGCGAAUGUCGUGCUUUUUAUUUCUCAUUGUGGUAAAGGUGGACUCAGCGAGGCAAAGUACCACGGUGUACCAGUUCUCGGAAUACCAAUUUUGGCCGACCAGCCGUCUAAUUUAAAAAUUGCCGUCAAAGAGGGCUGGGCAGUUGGCCUACAAUAUGCCGAUUUGAAUGAGAAAACAUUUUCGGAUGCACUUCAUGAAGCGUUAAGCAACCGAACGUACGGUGACGUAGUCAGGAGACACUCAUUGAAAUUCAGAGACAGACCACAGCAUCCAUUAGACAAUGCUGCGUUUUGGGUGGAAUAUGUUAUUAGGCAUCAUGGUGCUAAGCAUUUACAAAGUCCAGGCGCUCACUUAAACUUUUUCCAGUUUUAUUCGUUGGAUGUGUUUGCUGCUUUGUUACUCAUUUUUUACAUAACUGUAAAAGUGAGUAAAUGUUUUUUGAAAUUUCUGUACCGAAAGAUAUGUGGUGGAUCAUCGAGCGACUCAAAAACAAAGCCAAAUAGUAAAAAUGAUAAAAAGAGACAAUAAAAAAAAUUGUGAAAUUUGCAGAGAGA